CGUGCUGCUCUUAUCUGUUCAACUUCAGAGAGACGACAGCAGCAGCGGGAGCGAGGACAAAGAUUAAGUGUUUGAAGCACAUGAGCUGAGGAACGUCUGAACACGUGGACGGGGAUGGAAUUCAUGUUGACUUUGUUUCUGCUCUGUCCAUUUGUGAUUUUUACCACCACAGCAUCUGAUGUGUGUUCAAGGCCUGAUCUGCCUGUCAACGUUGAGGUGGAUGGGCUCCAGAGGUUCUACAACCCCGGGGAUGAGUUGGUGUUGUCCUGCACACAGGGAUACACCCCCAUACUCGGCCCUCGGACCAUUGUUUGCUCUGCGAGGGGAACAUGGACCAAAACCAGGCUAAUGUGCAAACCAAAACAGUGUCCUUAUCCCGAUCUGUUGUCUAAUGGAGAAUUGUACUAUGAGGAUACAGUGUUCCAGAGCACCAUCAACUACACAUGUCAUGAAGGACAUAUAUUGAGCGGAGCCAGCUCUGCUGUGUGCCAAGCAAGUGGAACAUGGAGCUCAGCAGUACCAGAGUGCAAGCCUGUGACCUGUGAUCUUGCUCCGAUCCCACAGUUUGGGAUGAUCAUUUAUGACAAGACGAUAAGAGGGAACUCCACUGAAUAUGGCAUUACUGGCACAUACAGGUGCCUGCCUCCGUAUGUGCUCAUUGGCAGCACGAGAGCCGAGUGCACCGCCAGCGGCGCCUGGACUAAGACACCUGAAUGUCGAGUUGUGAGUUGCCCCCCACCAGAGACCAUUGACAAAGGCUACAUGUCAAACAGUGACCAGAGAGCCUUCGACUACAUGGAAACAGUCAAAUAUGGCUGCGACGGGGACUAUGCACUGGAAGGAAGCAUGCAGAUAGUUUGUCAGCAAAAUGGGGGGUGGUCAGAAAAGCCAUCCUGCAAAGCUCCUUGCAGCGUUGGCAUAAGCAGAGGAAGGAUAUUAUACAGAGGACAGAAACUCUGGAUCAAGGACUUGCCUUCAAAAAGAGUCUUACAUAAAGAAAUAGUCUCACUCUACUGCAAGAACAAGGCCAGGGGGUGUGGUUACCCAGUGCCAACACAGUGCAUCGACGGAAAACUCAUUAUACCUGAGUGCUUUGAAGAGCCCGGCGCUAUUGAUUAUGGCCUUCAUUCAGGUUCCCUUCCAUCAGAAAUCGAACAGUGCUGAAACAGCAGGAGAUCCCUUCUCUGAGGAUCAUUAAACCACUGUGAUAUAUGUCUCAAUGUGUCCAGGUAGAAUGACACCGUCCAUCUGUCUUUUUAUUUUAAGCUUUGUAACCAAGUCUCUACAAAUGUAACAAUCUCAGACAUGAUUUUUUUCUGACUGAUUAAUAAACUUUCUUUUUCUGCUA
Molecule: messenger RNA, 1348 nt
Organism: Platichthys flesus (European flounder)
Lineage: Eukaryota; Metazoa; Chordata; Actinopteri; Pleuronectiformes; Pleuronectidae
Product: beta-2-glycoprotein 1-like
Exons: 8
Coding region: 115-1164 (349 amino acids)
Biological process (GO): negative regulation of complement activation, classical pathway
Source: RefSeq, a predicted model, not a curated record